Aspergillus pseudotamarii is the source of this 1467-nucleotide messenger RNA. RefSeq names its product proteasome regulatory particle lid subunit RPN5. The record is from RefSeq and is a predicted model, not a curated record. The transcript is spliced from 5 exons. The coding region runs from base 1 to 1467 and encodes 488 amino acids. Lineage: Eukaryota; Fungi; Ascomycota; Eurotiomycetes; Eurotiales; Aspergillaceae. Gene Ontology annotation, cellular component: proteasome regulatory particle, lid subcomplex; nuclear proteasome complex; cytoplasm.
AUGGCUGACGGACUAUUGAAGGCGGAGAAGGACUUCUCCAAGGAUGCUGACAAGCUGAUCCCCGAGGCCGAGCAGAUCGCCAAGACCGAUGCUCAACGUGCGAUUGAUAGUCUGCUCGGAUUGGAGAAGCAAGCGAGACAGGCCUCUGAUCUCCCAACUACAUCCCGUCUUCUCGUCACGAUUGUAACGCUCAGCAAGAACUCCGGAGACUGGAACCUUCUCAACGACCAAGUCCUUCUUCUCUCCAAGAAGCAUGGCCAGCUUAAGCAAGCCAUUACAAAGAUGGUGCAGGUGGUUAUGGGAUUUUUGGAUGAGACACCCAACACGGAUGUGAAGUUGUCUGUCAUCCAGACCCUCCGGACUGUGACUGAGGGAAAGAUCUUUGUCGAAGUCGAAAGAGCCCGCGUCACCCGCAUCCUGUCGAACAUCAAGAAAUCCCAAGGCGAUCUCAAUGCCGCCGCUGACAUCCUCUGCGAACUGCAAGUUGAGACAUUCGGAUCCAUGACUAGAAGAGAGAAGACCGAAUUUAUCCUGGAACAAGUGGCACUUUGCAUAGAGCGUGGCGACUGGACACAAGCAACAAUUUUGAGCCGCAAGAUCAAUAAGCGUUAUUUCAACCGCAAGCCGAAGAAGAGCCCCGAGGAGAUCGCGAAGCUCAAGAAGGAAGCCGAAGAGAGGGAGAAGACCCGUGGUCCGGAUGAGCCCCCGAUGGAAGUUGACGACGACGUAACGGAUCUGAAGCUCCGCUACUAUGAACAACAGAUCAUCCUUUCGAACCAUGAUUACAAGUAUCUGGAUGUGUGUAAACAUUAUCGGGAAGUGCUGGAUACAGAGUCGGUAGAGAACAACCCAGAACAACUGCGAGCAGUUCUUGCCCGGAUUAUCUACUACAUCAUCCUGUCUCCGUAUGACAACGAACAGUCCGAUCUGUUGCACCGUAUCCAAUCGGACUCUCGAAUCUCCAUGGUCCCCGUGGAAAACCGGCUUCUGAAGUUUUUCACCAUCCACGAACUGAUGCGCUGGCCGGCCAUUGGACAGCAAUUCGGCCCCCAUUUGUGCAAUACCGACGUCUUCAGCCCCAAGCCCAGCCAGUCUGCAGACGACCAACCAUUCAAGCGGUGGCAGGAUCUUCGCAAGCGAGUUAUCGAACACAAUGUCCGUGUCGUGGCCAAAUAUUACACGCGGAUCCAGAUGGGCCGGUUGACUCAGCUUUUGGAUUUGACUGAAGAGGAGACGGAGAAGUAUAUCAGUGAAUUGGUCACAUCGAAGACAAUCUAUGCGAAGAUCGACCGUCCCGCGCGGCUGAUCAACUUCGCCAAGCCGCGCGAUGCUGAUGAUGUGUUGAACGAAUGGAGUAGCGACAUGAAGAGCCUGCUGGGGCUCUUAGAGCGCAUCGAUCACUUGAUCACAAAGGAAGAGAUGAUGGCCCGUAUCCUCCCCACCCGAGAGAAGGGUAAGGCUCGUUAA